This is a messenger RNA of Arabidopsis thaliana (thale cress), 916 nucleotides long. RefSeq names its product RmlC-like cupins superfamily protein. Gene Ontology annotation, cellular component: apoplast. The record is from RefSeq and is marked reviewed. Gene Ontology annotation, molecular function: manganese ion binding. The transcript has 2 exons. NCBI's taxonomy places the organism in Eukaryota, Viridiplantae, Streptophyta, Magnoliopsida, Brassicales, Brassicaceae. Bases 65 to 736 code for a protein of 223 amino acids.
UAUAUGUUUCUUACCCUCUUGAUUAAAACUCUUUCUUACAUCUAAAAAAAUCACGUAACUUAAUAUGAACAUGAAGAAUCUCUACCUUGCAAUUUUAUAUCUCUUGGCGGCUUCAACACUUCCAUUUGCCAUUGCUUCGGACCCAAGCCCCCUUCAAGACUUUUGUAUCGGUGUCAACACCCCAGCUAAUGCUCUGUUUGUGAACGGAAAAUUCUGCAAGGACCCGAAGCUUGUCACAGCAGAUGACUUCUAUUUCUCAGGGCUUGACAAGGCAAGAACUACUGAAUCUAGUCCAGUUGGGUCUAACGUGACAACCGUGAAUGUUAAUCAGAUUCCAGGGUUAAACACCCUUGGAAUCUCACUUGUCCGUAUUGAUUAUGGAAUUAAUGGACAAAACCCGCCUCACACGCAUCCACGCGCUACCGAGAUCUUGCUUGUCCAAGAAGGAACUCUUUUCGUUGGUUUUUUCUCAUCAUUCCCCGAAAAUCGCCUAUUCAACAAAACGCUCAACAAAGGGGAUGUAUUUGUGUUUCCAGAGGGACUCAUUCAUUUCCAAGUGAACAUUGGAAAACAACCCGCUGUUGCAUUCGCUUCUCUAAGUAGCCAAAACCCUGGUGUCAUCAUUAUCGGUAACACCUUGUUUGGGUCUAAACCGCCUAUAGACCCGAAUGUUCUUGCAAAGGCAUUUCAGUUGGAUCCUAAGGUGAUCAUUCAACUACAGAAAAAAUUCGGAUAAAAUGAAAAAUUAUUGUGGUUUCAAUUGCUUUCAUAUUUUUUCUACCUUAGUCCGUAUAAUGAUCAUGCAUGUAUAUAUCAUCCGUUCAUCAAUAACGUGACAUGAUGCUUGGUCAAUGUUUUUUCCUUUCAUUUGAUUGUGAUAAAAUACCCUCAAACUAGUUGUAAUGAUCUUUUCUUA